Molecule: messenger RNA, 615 nt
Organism: Chaetomium strumarium
Lineage: Eukaryota; Fungi; Ascomycota; Sordariomycetes; Sordariales; Chaetomiaceae
Product: ribosomal protein S8e/ribosomal biogenesis NSA2
Exons: 3
Coding region: 1-615 (204 amino acids)
Biological process (GO): translation; maturation of SSU-rRNA from tricistronic rRNA transcript (SSU-rRNA, 5.8S rRNA, LSU-rRNA)
Cellular component (GO): cytosolic small ribosomal subunit; ribosome
Molecular function (GO): structural constituent of ribosome
Source: RefSeq, a predicted model, not a curated record
AUGGGUAUCUCACGGGACUCUCGGCACAAGCGCGCCGCCACCGGUGCCAAGCGAGCGCAACUGCGUGCAGGGAAGAAGAGAGCCUUCGAGUUGGGUCGCCAGCCCGCGAACACGCGUAUCGGUGCCAAGCGCAUCCACGUUGUCCGCACCCGCGGUGGCAACCACAAGUACCGUGCGCUCCGUCUUGACUCGGGCAACUUUGCCUGGGCCUCGGAGGGCUGCACCCGCAAGACUCGUGUCAUUGUGGUCGCAUACCAUCCUUCGAACAACGAGCUUGUCCGCACCAACACCCUGACCAAGUCCGCCGUUGUCCAGAUCGACGCUGCGCCCUUCCGUCAGUGGUACGAGGCUCACUACGGCCAGCCCCUCGGCCGCCGCCGCCAGCAGAAGCAGGGCCAGGUUGUUGAGGAAACUAAGAAGAGCAAGUCGGUUGAGAAGAAGCAGGCCGCCCGCUUUGCCGCCUCCGGCAAGGUCGAGCCCGCUCUGGAGAAGCAGUUCGAGGCCGGUCGUCUGUACGCCGUCAUCUCCAGCCGUCCCGGCCAGUCCGGCCGCUGUGAUGGCUACAUCCUGGAGGGUGAGGAGCUCGCCUUCUACCAGCGCAAGCUCCACAAGUAA